This is a messenger RNA of Penicillium manginii, 612 nucleotides long. RefSeq lists its product as uncharacterized. The transcript has a single exon. The record is from RefSeq and is a predicted model, not a curated record. The coding region runs from base 1 to 612 and encodes 203 amino acids. NCBI's taxonomy places the organism in Eukaryota, Fungi, Ascomycota, Eurotiomycetes, Eurotiales, Aspergillaceae. Gene Ontology annotation, molecular function: oxidoreductase activity, acting on paired donors, with incorporation or reduction of molecular oxygen; iron ion binding; heme binding.
AUGCUACAGGGAAAUAUAUGGUUGUCACUUGUAAGUUUCUGGCAGAUUAUCUGCGAUGACUGGAAGCAAACCUUGCUGAUUGCUGGUUUUUUUGGAUGUUUCUCUCUACAGGCUAUCAUUGCGAUCUGUUCGCGUUUCAUUUGGAGACUCUUUUUCCAUCCGCUAAGCCGGUUUCCCUGUCCCAAACUGGCAGCAAUAUCGAAUCUGCCUUAUGUUAAGUGGAGUCUCAACGGCGAGCUUCAUACAAAAAUCCAGGAAUUGCAUGAUAGAUACGGCGAUGUGAUUCGGAUCCGCCCCAAUGCCCUAACCUACCGGAACGCACAGGCCUGGGCGGAUAUCUACUCGCAUCGCAAGACUGGCAACCCGGCUUUUGACAAAGAUCCCCAGUUUUAUAUAGCUUCUUCCAGCGGCGGGAAACCUAACUUGAUCAAUACUAAUAAAGAGGACCAUAGUCACCAGAAGCGGCUAUUGACGCAUGCAUUUUCUGAGCGGUCCUUGCGAGAUCAAGAAGAACUGAUUCUUGGAUACAUCGACCUCUUCAUUGUUCGAUUGGACAAUUAUGCCACCCAAGUUUCAAAUGACCAGCAUAAUGCCCUGGACCUUGUACACUGA